Molecule: messenger RNA, 948 nt
Organism: Paraphaeosphaeria sporulosa
Lineage: Eukaryota; Fungi; Ascomycota; Dothideomycetes; Pleosporales; Didymosphaeriaceae
Exons: 2
Coding region: 1-948 (315 amino acids)
Source: RefSeq, a predicted model, not a curated record
AUGGCCGCGCUCCGGAUGGCUGCUGCCUCGCCUGCCCUUUCGACGUCCGCUGCAACUUUUAUUACUUGCGUCGCUUCUCUCACCCCCGCCGGCUCUAACAUGGCGAGCGAUUGCGCGCUCAAUCGCGCUCAGUCGCCUGAGCGCGAAGAGCCCCACCCGUUGGAAGACUUCAGCUGGCAGUCGAUACAUCCCUCUCUUCAACCUGGCCUUCUGUCUUUCGAGCCCUCGGAGCCUCCACCGGCUUCGUUACAUGGUCCAAGGUUCUACGAAAAUAUCGCCCUCCCCCAUCUCACAACAGACGCUUUGCGUGAACACGACCGCCAGCUCUGGGAGCACGACCAACGAAUACACGCAGAAACCAAAUCCUCCCCCAAUACCGGCCCACCAACCCGAACGGUGUCAGCAGCUACGGUCCAAGAAACAGCAGAAGAGCAAACCGCGCCCAGCUAUCAGAAGCUUACGUCGGCCUCUGACGACAUGCCUCCUAAGACGAAGAAAGAGAGUGUAACUGAGAAAUCCUCUCCAUACGACGCAAACUUCGAGGCCAAGCUGCGGGCUUUUCAUAUCUUCUUCCCUGCGGACAUAUACGAUGGUGAAACAGAACUUGAAGACGCCGCUGAUGCCGACGCCAUCAUCACCAAGCUCAAACAACCCCUCACCGACCUAGAACAUGUCACCAAGGAUACACUGCAUCGCUUGAAGGCCCUCUGCAGCAUGGGAGAGACGAAGACAAUAGCCUCGGGCCUCUAUGCGCUCCUCGCCCCAGAGGUCAGCGCACGCUAUGACACGGACUUCGUGUUCAACAACCUGGCCCCUCUAACGCGAGCUGCGGAUGCAUUGACGGCCGCCAAGCCGGACUACUGCGUUGGCGCGACCGCCUCAGAGAUCAGCAAGGAGGUCAGGGACGCCAUUGACAGAUACAUCCAGCCCGUCCACCAGAAACGAUGA